CUAAAACACCGAGAAAAAAAACAUUGCAACAGAUCGAGGCUUGUCAGCCAAUGAAAUGUAACCAGGAAGGUCACAGACAGUGUCCCGGAUGUUGCGUUUGUCCGCUGCGGCACCAACGUGCAAACUGUAAAGGGGCCGAAACAGAGUGCAGACAUGUGGCCUCUGUUUUGGACAGCGGCACGGACCUAUGCCCCCUACGUCACCUUCCCUGUGGCCCUGGUGGUGGGAGCAGUGGGCUACCACCUGGAGUGGUUCAUCAGGGGGACCCCUAAAGCCAGAGAGGAGAAGGGCAUCCUGGAGCUGAGGGAGGAGAGGAAGCUGCAGGAACAAGAGGGUACGGACGGCACCCAGGUGCUGAGCCUGAAGGAGAAACUGGAGUUCACACCUAGAGCCGCUCUGAACAGGAACCGACCUGAAAAGAGCUAACGUGCACUUUCCCCUGUUUUCCCCACAACGAUUCACCCCCAUUUACCUCAGCCGUACAUCCUCACUAUGUAAAUAUCUACUUCUUUUUAGAGGGAAAUUAAAAGGAUCCUCAUUUGGUUUGAGUCAAUCACAUCUUAUAUGUGCUGUAUUGGAUCUCCUGACCUUCUCCUUGAGUCACACGCCAUUUCAUUUAUUGAUGAAUAGCCAUACCAGGAUACUAUAAUUCAAAAACAGCCGAAAUUGAGACUGUGGGGGGAGGGGGGGGCAGAGGUCUGCACUGAUGCUAUUUGUUCUACGGCGGUUUUAUGUACAUGUAAAUGUGUUAUUGUGUCUCUGCUGUUAAAUCACACACGAAUAAUUCAUGAGAUGUCAAAGAUGAAAGAAACAAAAAAAUAUAUAUAUCAUGUUCUGAGCCUGUCGGAAAGUGUUUCUCCUUUUAAUCAUUUCUGAAUGUGAACUGUGACUGAUUGAAGAUAAAAGCAAAGGAAGAGAGGAGGAA
Pungitius pungitius (ninespine stickleback) is the source of this 925-nucleotide messenger RNA. RefSeq names its product small integral membrane protein 12 (gene smim12). The record is from RefSeq and is a predicted model, not a curated record. The transcript is spliced from 2 exons. Lineage: Eukaryota; Metazoa; Chordata; Actinopteri; Perciformes; Gasterosteidae. Bases 154 to 426 code for a protein of 90 amino acids.